CACAGUAGGAAUCUCUAACAACAGACUAGAAAGAACGAAGUCUAUAGAGGAGAAAAGACCUGGGCUAACGUCCCCAGUUUUUGUAUAGCUACAACCUGGUCCUCAUGUUUAGCUGACCGGCGCUAGCAUCCUACUGACCAUGCAGGCGCUCCUGUUACCGUUAACUGCUCUCCUACUGGUCCUGUUUGGGAAAUCCGAGAGUGCGGGAUGCCAUGGUUGUGGAACAUGUGACUGCAGUGGAGUAAAAGGGCAAAAGGGUGACAGAGGUUUACCAGGAUUACAAGGUGUAAUGGGAUUUCCUGGAUUACAAGGACCAGAGGGACCUAUCGGACCUAUCGGACCCAAGGGUGAUGCUGGGGAAAGAGGAUAUCCUGGAUUAAAAGGAGCUCGGGGCCUUCCUGGUUCACCAGGAUUUCCUGGUACACCCGGAAUUCCGGGUAUUCCAGGUCAAGAUGGCCCUCCAGGCCCUCCAGGUAUUCCAGGAUGCAAUGGAACAAAAGGUGAACUUGGCCCCAUCGGAUCCCCAGGAUUAGUAGGACUGCAAGGUAUUCCAGGCCCCCCAGGAUUACCAGGAUUAAAGGGUGAACCGGGAGACCUAAUUGGAGGACCGAUUAUCAAAGGAGAAAAAGGUUUACCUGGCAGGCCUGGCAUACCAGGUUUGCCAGGAUCUCCAGGAUUGCGAGGCCCAGUUGGCCAACCUGGUUUCCAAGGAGUGCAGGGUCCCCCUGGUCCUCCAGGCAUACCUGGUCAAAAAGGCAACAUGGGCUUGUACUUUCAAGGAGAAAGGGGAGAAAAAGGUGAUAAAGGUCUCACAGGUCCACGAGGUCUUCCAUGCCCAUUACCAGAACUUAUAGAACCUCCGGUGGAGAAAUUUGUGCCAGGAGACAAGGGAGAAAUGGGAGAAAAAGGGCAAACUGGUGAUCAAGGAAUAUGUGAUGUCACCAAAGGUGAAAAAGGUGAACCCGGACACCCCGGUCCUAGAGGAAAACCUGGAAAAGAUGGAGAAACAGGAUUGCCAGGAUUCAAGGGUGAACCUGGUUUUCCAGGACUUGAAGGCUUCCCUGGCAGAGAUGGCAUGAAGGGAGACAAAGGCGAUAUUGGUUUACCUGGCCCAGCAGGUCCCGUCAUUGCUUCCCCUGAUGCUAGAGGUGAAAAAGGUGAACCAGGUGAUGGAGGGUUGCCAGGUGCAAAGGGUGACCGAGGUCCUCCUGGUAUCAAAGGCAGUCCUGGUAUUCCAGGUACAUCUCUUAGAGGUCCUCCAGGCCCUCAAGGAUUUCCAGGAGAGCGAGGUCCAAAGGGUGACCAGGGAUCCCCUGGAUUGUCUCUUCCAGGGAUAGAUGGCCGAGAUGGUGAUCCAGGACCCCAAGGACCAAGAGGUCCUCCAGGACCCCCAGGACCCGUAUGUGAUUUGCCAGGUCCAGAGGGCAAAAGAGGGCCAGAUGGGUUUCAAGGUGAAGCAGGAGAGAAAGGUGAUAAGGGAGACACAUGCUUUGAGUGUGGAAUUGGAAGACCUGGACCACCUGGACCACAAGGGGAAACAGGGCCACAAGGUUUUCCAGGAGAAGUGGGCAGAAAAGGCGACCAAGGUUUUCCAGGAUUUAAAGGACUACCAGGCCCCAUUGGUCCUCCAGGAGUACCAGGGGAGCCUGGAUUCCCUGGGCAAAAGGGUGAGCCUGGCGAUGCACUUAUACCUCCUGGCUUAAAAGGUGACAAAGGUGAUCCUGGGUUUCCUGGUCAACCAGGUGUGCCUGGAAGAACUGGUUUGCCUGGAAGUAAUGGUAUUCCCGGCCUUCCAGGUCCUAAGGGUGAAUCAGCUCUUAUAGGUUUUAAAGGAGAUCGUGGUCCACCAGGUGAUGAAGGGAUACCUGGGCUACAAGGUGAAAGAGGUCCCCCUGGUCCUGCUGUGAGUGGCCCCUUCGGUCCACCAGGAGAAAAAGGUUACCAAGGAGUUCCAGGAACCCCUGGUAUUCCUGGAGUACCAGGACUUAAAGGUGAACCUGGUAAAGACAUUUCAGAGCCAGGGCUAUCCGGACCCGCUGGAGAGCCAGGAUACCCAGGGAUGCCUGGUAUUCCAGGUGAAAAGGGUAGCCCAGGAGUUGCAGGACUAAGAGGAUUUUCAGGAGAGAAAGGUGAUCGUGGCCCUCCAGGAACAGGGCUGCCAGGACCUACUGGCCCUAAAGGUUUUGCUGGUCUUCAAGGUCCACCAGGUCAACCAGGUGCUCAAGGAAUUCAGGGGCAGCCUGGGCUGAAAGGACAAAAAGGGGAGUCAGGUCAGAAGGGUGACCCUGGAUUAGGCCUUCCUGGUCCCAAAGGACAGCCAGGACCUAAAGGACUGACAGGUAUUCCUGGAGAAAAAGGAGAUGCUGGGUUGCCAGGCAUUCCAGGACAGCCUGGUGAUCCUGGACCCCUUGGUGUCAAAGGAGAAAAAGGUGUUCCAGGACCUAUUGGAGAACAGGGUCCUCGUGGCCCUCAUGGCAUACCAGGAAUUGGUAUGGAGGGGCCACCAGGACCACCAGGUGAACCAGGAUUAGAAGGACCAAUUGGACCUCAGGGAAUAAAGGGAGAGAGAGGUUUUCCAGGAUUUCCAGGGUUAGAUAUGCCUGGACCAAAAGGCGAUAAAGGUAGCCAAGGGAUGCCAGGCCAUCCAGGUGCCAUGGGUAUGCCUGGUGUGCCUGGUCCGCAAGGAAGACAAGGAGAUCCUGGGAUUCCUGGUCCAAAAGGAGAUAUGGGAGUGAUGGGACCCCCUGGAUAUGAAGGUUCUCCUGGGCUAAAAGGCAGUCAUGGCCUUGAGGGGGAGAAAGGUGAUACUGGUUCACCUGGCUUUCCAGGAGAGAGAGGAUAUCCCGGUGAAAAAGGUGUGAAAGGUGAAAUGGGUGUGCAGGGAUUAGCUGCAUCAUGUGACAAAAUGAUGGAGCAAAUGAAAGGAAUAAAGGGAGAAAAAGGAAGUACAGGUGUUACAGGCCAAACUGGAGAGAAAGGAUAUCAAGGUGUACAAGGAAGCACUGGAGUUGCAGGAGCAGAUGGCAUGCCAGGAAAGGAUGGAAUGCCAGGGCCUAAAGGAGAUCUAGGUUCACGGGGUGAACCAGGUGCAACAGGAGAACAAGGACCUAAGGGAAGCACUGGUGAAAUGGGCUAUCCAGGUUCACCAGGAGAAAAGGGACUUCCUGGUGAAAAAGGUUACCAGGGCUUGCCAGGCUCUUCUGGAUUACCUGGAGAGAAAGGAGUGAAGGGGGAAGCUGGCCUGCCAGGAAUCGGUAUUCCAGGACCUCCUGGUGAAAAGGGUGACCCAGGCUUCGAAGGUAUCAGAGGUCCUUCUGGAGGGAAGGGUGAAAAGGGAAUUGCUGGCAUUCCAGGCAUGCCUGGUUAUCCUGGAGAUAAAGGUGAUAUUGGACUCCCAGGACAAUCAGGAAGUCCUGGGCUUCCCGGUGAAAAAGGAGAGAAAGGAAUACAAGGUUUACCUGGAGUAAAAGGAGCAGCAGGAAGAUCAGGUGAGCCUGGUCUUCAGGGUGGAAGGGGCUUAACUGGAGAAAAGGGUCAACCAGGUACUAAUGGAAUUCCAGGAUUUCCAGGAGAGAAGGGUGAACAAGGUCUUCCUGGCACUGGUGCCCCUGGGCUUGAUGGUGUUCCGGGAGCAAAAGGUGAAAAGGGUGAUCCUGGCUUCCCUGGCCCUCCUGGAACUCCUGGAUUUCCAGGAAGUAGAGGAGAAAAGGGAAAUCAAGGCCUACCAGGUCAGCAAGGCUUUCCAGGUUUACAAGGUGUACCAGGAAUUUCAGUAGAGGGAGCAAAAGGUGAAAAAGGACUGCCAGGCUUACAAGGAAUUCCAGGUUUACCUGGUGAUCAAGGAUUACAAGGUCCUCCUGGAGAUCCUGGAAGCAAAGGAGAGAAAGGGGAUCAUGGUUUACCUGGCAUACCUGGCCAAACUGGAAGUAAGGGAGAUCGAGGACACAUUGGCCCUCCUGGUCCUACUGGUGUGACAGGGCUUGAUGGGGAAAAAGGGGAAAAAGGUACUGAAGGAGUGACAGGAUUACCAGGUGUGAAAGGGUCUCCUGGAUAUAUGGGUCCAAAAGGAGAUAUAGGUUAUCCAGGUUUCCCUGGACCAACAGGUGUACCAGGCCCACCAGGACCUCCUGGUCUAUUUCAGCUUAUUAAAGGAGACCCCGGUGACCAAGGCCCUCCUGGUCCAGCAGGUCCACAAGGAUUUAUUGGAACAUCAGGACCUAAAGGAUUUCAAGGACCAUCUGGACCAAAGGGUGAUCCUGGAAAGGAUGGAACUCCUGGAAUUGAUGGUCUCCCUGGUCAGAAAGGAGAUGCUGGUCCUGACGGUCCAUUAGGACCCAGGGGGUAUCCAGGACCACCAGGUGCUGACGGUAUUCAAGGUCCCCCAGGUUUACCAGGACCAUCAUCCAUAGCUCAUGGAUUCCUUGUGACCAGACACAGUCAGUCUACAGAAACUCCGGAAUGUCCUUUUAGAACAAAAAAAAUCUAUGAUGGCUUUUCUCUACUGUAUGUACAAGGCAAUGAAAGAGGCCAUGGACAAGAUUUGGGUACUGCUGGAAGCUGCCUUCGUAAGUUUAGUACAAUGCCGUUUUUGUUUUGCAACAUCAACAAUGUCUGCAAUUUUGCAUCAAGAAAUGACUAUUCAUAUUGGUUAUCAACUCCUGAACCUAUGCCAAUGAGUAUGGCUCCUAUCACUGGGGACAGCAUUCAACCCUUCAUUAGCAGAUGCUCUGUUUGUGAAGCUCCCACCAUGGUAAUGGCAGUACACAGCCAGACAAUUCAGAUCCCUCCAUGCCCUGAAGGAUGGACUUCUUUAUGGAUUGGCUAUUCUUUUGUAAUGCACACCAGUGCUGGAGCAGAAGGCUCUGGACAGGCUCUAGCAUCUCCUGGAUCAUGUUUAGAAGAAUUCCGUAGUGCUCCAUUCAUUGAAUGCCAUGGUCGUGGAACAUGUAACUACUAUGCCAAUGCUUACAGCUUCUGGUUAGCCACUAUUGACAACAACAGCAUGUUCAAGAAACCUGUGCCAUCAACUUUGAAAGCAGGAGAAUUACGUACAAACAUUAGUCGAUGCCAUGUCUGUAUGAAGCAGACAUAAUACACACUGAUUUAUUUAUGGCAUAUGCAAUGACUUUUCAAACUAUGGUGCUACCCUUGAAGAGAUUUACAACUAUAUCUUGUGUACCUCACUGUUGUAUAAAAUGGAGAAAAUGCAUUUUUUCUAAAAAGGAGAUUAAGCCAUUAACAUAUUCCUCUGCAGGAAAGUGCCUUGUAAAUGGAACCCAGCAAGAGUAAGCUAGCAAAAGGCACCUUGAGAAGCAAGUCAACGCACUGAUGAUAUAUGGAAAAGGCUUGCUACGAAAUUUGGAAGUGCUGCUUUUUUGCUACACCUUUUCUUAGAUUAUGUCUGCACUGUGUCAGAAACAUAAGAUGGACUCUUAAGAGAAUCUGAAUUUGAAUUCUUCAGAUAAAAACCACUAAACAGCAGUAUGUGAAUAUGUGAGUAUUGACCAUGCUCCCCAUUGUUAAAGUAAUACAAUAAAAAUGGAUUUUCAUUUUAUACAGUGUAUUAAGUUAUAUUAUGGCAUCAGAUUACUUGUGAUGGUCAUGUGAUUUUAACACCAAUUGCUGUUGUAAGGUAGAUCUGCCCAAAUACUGUUUCUGUAUAUUUAGUCAUGUAACUAAUACAUUUACAAGACACACUGCUUGAGUAAUAGUGAUUUAAAUGGACCAUGAAUACUUCAUGAGGCACAGGCAUGUUGUAUAUAUAUCUUAUUAAACAUACAUAUGUAAUAAAUAUAUACUUGUGCCUUAUGAAGUGGGGUCAUGGAAAUGCUUACAUUAAUACUGACACUUAGAUUCAUUACCUUGCAAUAAGUAAUGAUAAAUUUAUUACUGGCUUCUAGAACGGUUCACUACAGUUUUGUGACUGAAGUUUUCAGUAAGCAACAUCUGCUUUGUAAGUUAAUGUUAGAAACAGUAAAACAAAACAGAAUGAAGAACAUAAAUAUGUAAAAUGUAGGAAAAUUGCUGCACUUAAAGCCUCAACACACAGACAUGGCAGAAUCCCAAAUACAGUCACCCAUGUCUAGCAUCUUAACAGUAUCACUGCCGUUUUACAAUUCCUUGUACUUGUACAUUUUUUUUCUGUUAUGUUAGAAACUUUUCUUUUAAAAAUAUUAGUGCCAUUUUAUUGAUUUCUUUCUUGUAUAGUAUUUUAUAUACAGGACACAGAAAAAUAAAGUAUGCUUCUUUCGCGAAGUGUAAGUACAUUCCAUAAGUUGUUGAAGUUACUUGAAUUACACACCAGUAUGUUCACAGGCAUUAAUAUGUGACACCCCUUGCACUGGCUCAGUAAUCAAGGAGCCUCAAUCCUCACCACUAGCACCAGUGAGG
Messenger RNA from Protopterus annectens (West African lungfish), 6390 nucleotides. It is a transcript of the gene COL4A1, whose product is annotated as collagen type IV alpha 1 chain. Bases 140 to 5092 code for a protein of 1650 amino acids. Lineage: Eukaryota; Metazoa; Chordata; Ceratodontiformes; Protopteridae. The record is from RefSeq and is a predicted model, not a curated record. The transcript has 52 exons. Gene Ontology annotation, molecular function: extracellular matrix structural constituent. Gene Ontology annotation, cellular component: collagen trimer.